AGCACAUGGAGGCGGCCAUCAACAUUGGUGUGACUGAGCUAAAAGACAGGUUUGGUGGGCUCCUGAAUGAUGAGGCUGAAGUCAAGACCCAGGUUCAGGCCUUCAAAGUCUUCAACCAUGACACAUGGCCAGAUGACCUGGGCAGCCUUCUGACCUUUGGUGAUGGUGAUGUGGCAGACCUGGUGAGGCAUUUCAGAGAGCCUCUUGAGAGAUCAGGGUGUGACCUGGCGGCUGUUCAGGACGAGUGGCAGGGACUGAAGAUUUUGGUCAGUCAAAGCUUCAAGGACAAGUCCUACAGUGGCCUGUGGGAGACAAUGCUCACCAAGGAGCCAUACAGGGAGGAUUACAAGAACAUACUGGAGUUGGUGCAGCUGAUGUUAGCACUGCCCAUUUCAGCUGCUCAGUGCGAGAGGGGCUUCUCUGCACAAAACCGUAUAAAGAGCUCCAAAAGAAGCAGCCUUGCAGUCUCCACCACCGAAGACCUCAUGAGGAUCACCCUGGAGGGGCCAAGUCUUGAGGACUAUGAUCCAAGUCCUGCUGUGGACCGCUGGAUGAACUCAGCCAAGCGUGCCAGGCGACCUGACUACAAAAAAUUGUGGGACAGAGAUAUUCUCUGCGUUUAAUUGCAGUAGGCCUUAUGAUGGCACUGUGGUAUAUGUUUAAUGUGUGUUACUGAUUUGACUGUUAAUAAUAAAAUUGUGUUAUUUAAAAAAUUUCAUAGUGCUCCUAAAUCUUUUCUGUGCUCCUAAAUUUUUUCAUUUAGGAGCACCUGUGCUCCUAGUGAAAAAGCUAAGCGUACAGCCCU
Molecule: messenger RNA, 805 nt
Organism: Gadus macrocephalus (Pacific cod)
Lineage: Eukaryota; Metazoa; Chordata; Actinopteri; Gadiformes; Gadidae
Product: zinc finger protein 862-like
Exons: 3
Coding region: 6-623 (205 amino acids)
Molecular function (GO): protein dimerization activity
Source: RefSeq, a predicted model, not a curated record